Molecule: messenger RNA, 8233 nt
Organism: Bursaphelenchus okinawaensis
Lineage: Eukaryota; Metazoa; Nematoda; Chromadorea; Rhabditida; Aphelenchoididae
Source: the annotation of a GenBank genome assembly
AUGAACUGGACUUGGUUGAUUCUGCUGGUUUUCGCCGCCGUUCGCGCCGAUCCCUGCGGAAACUGUGGAGAUAAUGGCGAAUGUGUUCGGAAUUUCACGAAUCCAGGAAUGUUCUAUUGUCGGUGAGUUGUUUGAUCAUGUUUUGGUAUGAUUUUUAGUUAGGGAUAUUGGAGUUGACGGGAGUUAUGAGCAAUUGUUUGAGAGUAAUACCAAUCUUGGGGUAGGACAACAUAAUUUUUUGGUUUUGAAGGUUUAUUCGGUUGGAGUAGAUGCUAGAUAAGGUGAUAGAGGUUUAGUUUUCCAUAUUAACAUAGAUUUUUUCAAAAGUUUGCUAAAUUUUGAACUUUUGAUUGAUACCGAUUUUUGGGUAGGAUAAUAUUUUUUUGAGCUUUGAUAAUGAUUUUAAUCGAGUUAAUGAGUUAUAAUGUAUGAUAGACAGCGCGUAAAGGUUUUUUUAUUAUAGAGUUAGAUUUUUUCGAAAAUUUGAAAAGUUUUUACUUUUUCUUCGAUUUUGUGCAGAAUGAGGUUAUUUUAGGUAAUACUUGGUUUUUUUGUUUAUUUUAAAGGCUUUUAAUGUUUUGAAAUUUAAAUUAUUUAAAAUAUAGUAUAAAAUACGUAGUUUUUGUCAAAGUUGGCCACUUUAACUUAUAAAUUUUAACUACAUUAUAUCACAUAUGUCUAAAACAACAUAAUAAACAAGCUAUGCGUAAAACGAAGCAAAAUAACAUAUAUGAAAGUUGCCAAAAUGAACUUUUUAAAGAAAUAUUAAAAGAAACAACGAGUUUUUUUGCCCAAACAGCACGAAAUACUAAGUGUAUUCAUAAAAACACAGAAAACUUGCUAAAAUGUCAUGCAAAUCCACUAGAACAAGUCAAAACAUCGCAAUAAAUUAUAGGAUAUGGAUAUCUUAAUCCGGUUGCACUGUAAUUUAUGGCCUCUUUUAUGUUUCCAUUUCCCAAACAGAUCAGCGGCAGUCUAUAAGAAUUUAUAAGAGACUUCCGAUUAAUCGGAUUGCGGAAAAAGUUUGUUUUAAUGGCUUUUCAUGCUUUAUAAGGACUAUAGUGGUUAUUAAAGCCUUUUAUGAAAAUGUCUGUGGAUUAUUAGGAGAAAAUAGUAAUGGUUGUUUGUCUUUUACUUUGUUAAUUGUUUUCAAAUAGCGUUUACAUAGAAGAGCAUUGUCUCCAACAUAAGAAAUAGUAUACUUUGUCAGUACAAACUUAUAGUAACGGCUCUUUUUACCGAAUUUUUUAAUGGAGAUAUGGAACUUACCGUAUUUUACAACACUUUGCAGUAUUCAAAAUUAAAAAAACGUUGUUGUUUUGUAUUUUGCAUUGUCCAACACCUUCAUGAUAUAUAAAAUUCAGAUUUUAAAAAAUUUCUGAAGCUUCACGUUGCCAGCGAUUUAUAAAAAAAAGAGUUUUAAGAAGCGAACAACCUUAACCACAAGCAGAUUCAAUUACCUUGGCAAUAAAACAAAUUAAAGCCUAAUCGAGCCUUUUUUAUGGCAACUGAAUCCUUGCGCAACAAACACACCUCCGCCUCGUUCCCAGAACACUAAAAAUGGGUGCGCUUUGCGCGAGUUAAUUUUAAUGGGCAAGACACUGAUAAAAACAUGGGAUGCCUUUCUCAUGUUGAUUAAAUAAGAUAAUUUGACUUUAAUGAGCUGUUAAAUUUGGUGAAAAAACAGCUGGGAAAGGCAUAAAGUGUAAAAAUUUAAAGAAAAGUGGUAUUUUAAAAUCCAAUGGUUUAAAUUAUGUAAAAUACGGUUGGGAAAAAGCAAGUGAAUAUUAGGUUUGCAUAUUUUAAAGUUAAAAAUAUUGAUCUUUUGUAGUGCCAAGAUCAAGGCAAAGUUUAUCCUUUGGCACGCCGCAUAUGAGCUUUGAGUUUGUUCACGAGCUAAUCCACUUGGCGCUUUGUUUGCUCGUUGCCGUUUUUAAUUUCUGGCAAGUUUAUAACCGGACAUAUUAGUCAGGAUGAAUACGAAUAUACUAGUAAAAGAAACUUAAAGCAUAAUAACUUAUUUGAACCAGCAAAUAUUUUAAAAACGCAGCAAAUAUAGGUGGUAAGGACCAUGGUAAAAUGUUUUAGUGGGUGAACUUUUGAGAUGUGACAUGGUUUGACAACAAAAAUCGAUUGAAAUGUUUGUUAUCUUAUUGUGUUGGAUAGCAAGGUUGAUAUAAAUGUUUAUGUACGUUUGUUAAGGUUUGUCAAAUUUUUUUGCAUAGUAAAUUGAAUUUAAAAAGUUGUUUUUUACUGUUACUAUUCCUUUUUUGUAAUUUUCCACGUUUACUAUGCUUUAAAACUUUGACAACUCUUAACAAAAGUAAAAAUAAACGUUUUUAUCAGUCUUACUAUCUAACACAGUAAGAUAACCUACGUUUUACUCAAUUCUUGUUGCCAAAACAUGUCACACCUCACAGUCUCGACCUCGGAAACCUGUAAUUACAGCCCGCAGCGACAGCCUUGAACUCAUAUCGAUAAUUGUUUUUGCGUAAAUGUUUCCAAUUGUGAAAAUGAUGCGUGGUGAUAGGUGUGAACCUAAUCGAAAUGAUAGGGGGAUUAUUUGGGAAUUAGAGGAUUUGAAAAUGACAAGUUUAAUUUGCGUAAUAUGAUAAUGUUUGGGUAGGGGUGAAAUGAUAGGGUCCACAAACGUUGAUAUUGGCGGGGGAGUGGGAGAUUUAAAUUUUUUUUUGAAAAUGAGUGUUUAGCCAAAAAAAUUUUCUUGUCUUUCAUUUUUUCUUCCCCUCCCCUCUCCUUCGCUUAAAAAAGUCUGUAGCGACGUUCCUGGUAGUUAGAGUAGUUUUUUGAUUUUUAGGUAACAACUUUGAUUUUUUUAAAAAUAUUUGCAAAAAAGUUUAAUUCCAGAUGCAAACGUGGUUAUUCUGGAGACAAAUGUGAUGUUUUUGAUUACUGUGAAAACUCAGGAUUCGCCUCAACGGGUAUCAAUCCAUGUGCUAAUGGAGGAAAGUGCGAACAUACGCCAGAAGGCUUUGUGUGUCAUUGCAAAGAUGUUUUUACUGGUAAGUACUGGGACUGAUGGGUUAUGCAUUGUAAAUAAUGAAUUAGGUUUUUUAAAUUUUAGGUAACAAAAUGGGUUUUUUUUAAUUUUGCAUUGGAAUUGAGGGUUUUUUUGAAUUUUAGGUAACAAAAUAAGCUUUUUAUUUAAAUUUUAUGUUAGAAAUGAGGAUUUUUGAAUUUCAGGUAUCAAAUUUAAAUUUUUUGUUAUAGAUAGGUAAUUACCUUAAUUUUCAUCCCUUUUAGGCCACCGUUGUGAAGAAGACGUCGACGAAUGCCAACAAGAAGGUCUAUGCCAAAACGGAGCCAAAUGUGAGAACAAAUUCGGUAGCUUCGAAUGCCUGUGUAACAAUGGCUUCAGUGGAAAGUACUGUGAGAUCAACACGGAUGAUUGUGCUGACAAUCCAUGUCAAAAUAAUGCAACAUGCAUGGAUGGUGCUGAUACUUAUAGUUGUGUAUGCCGGAAGGGUUUUUAUGGUGGGUUUUGUGAUGCAUGAAGUUUUUUUUAUUAUUUUAGGUAACAAGAUAUAUAUUUUUUUUAAUUUUGCGUUAGAAAUGAGGAUUUUUUUGGAUUUUAGGUAACAUUUUUUAAUUCUGCGUUAGAAAUGAUGAUUUUUUGAAAUUUUGAAAAAAAAUUUUAAAACACUUCAUUUCAGGCCCGAUCUGUGAGCACAAAGACGAAUGUUAUCACAACAAUCCGUGCCAACACGGUACCUGCCGUCUGAAUUCGGAAGGCAAAGCUGAAUGUAAAUGCCCACUCGAAUUCGAAGGUGAUCACUGUGAAAAAGACGUUGAUGAAUGUGAAUAUACACCAUGUGGAGAGAGAGGACGUUGUGAGAAUCAAUUCGGAAGCUACAAGUGCCAUUGUCAUCCAGGCUUUGAAGGGGACAGAUGCGAGAAGAACAUCGACUACUGCAAGGUGGAUCAUUGCCAGAACGGUGGAAGUUGUAUCAGUCAGAAGGAUCGAUACCUUUGUGUUUGUGUUGUUGGUAAGGUUUUAGUGUUUUAGGUAUUAAAAGUGAUUUUUUUACGCAUUUUAGAACUAAAAACGAUAUUUUAGGUAACAAAAAUAGAUUUUUUUUGAGGUUCACAGCCUUUUUAGGUAACAAAUUUCAAUUUUAAAAAUGAUAUGUUAUAGGCUUCUCCGGAGAGCACUGUGAGUACCGUGAUGACAAGAACUGCAAAUUGCCUUGCCAGAACGGCGGUCUGUGCCUAAACUCAACUCAUUGUGAAUGUGCGAACAGCUUCAAAGGCCAGUUCUGUGAGGAAGAGAAGCCUGAUCCAUGUGCUGGAAAACCCUGCGAAAACGAUGGAGUUUGUCUUACUACUGAUGACUAUGAGUAAGAUUUUGGGAGUUUUUUGGGAAAGGGGGGGGGGUUGAAAAAAAAUUGGAUAAUUUUGAAAGUUUGUUACCUAAAAACACUAAAUUUUUGUUUGAAAUUUUUGAUUUUUCGAAAUUUCGUUAGUUAAAAUCAUAUUUUUCAGAAGCUUCACCUGCAACUGCCCCACCAGCCAUACCGGCAAAUUCUGCGAAUUCGAAAUCUGCAACCCGGGCGAAGAGUGCAAGAUGCGACCCUACUUUUGCGGAGAUGACAAAUGUCUUAACGGUGGCACAUGCGUAAGCCUAAAACACGGCUACAAAUGCCACUGCCAAAACCGCUUCUUGGGAACACGAUGCGAACUCCAAAAUUCAACGUCUGUCAAAAUCUCUGCUACUUCGGAUGAUACGGACAAGAAAGGACAAGUCAUUGUCUACUUGGUCGGCGAUUGGGAGCUGGUCAGAAGACACAUCAACGAGAUCUUGAAUACAAUGCAGAACACAGUGAAUGUGGACAUGAAACUGGCAUUGGAUGGAGAUAACAAGGCUAUGGUCUACGAAUGGGAUUCGGUUAAUGGACCUGGAAAGAGAAUCGAUUUGAAGCCGGAAAGCGAGGAUCAAAGGGAGCUGGAACAAGGUAAAUUGAGGUUGCUUUUGGGGUUGAGUGAGGUCAAAGUGAAUUUUUUAAAAAAUGACGUUUUAUUUUGGACUGAAAUGUUGAUAGAAUGUGUGAAAUAGGUUAAGGAAGGGUUAGAUAAUGAUUUUAGGGGUUGUCGUUUAAAAUUUUGUUGAGAAAUUGGCUAAAAAUGGCAUAUUUUCGGUAAAAAUUCAACUUUUUGGACUUGCAAGGAAAAAAUUUUUUUUUUGAAAAAAUGACGUUUUGAAUUUGAAUGAAAUUUUGAGAGAAGGUGUAAAGUAGAAUAGGGAAGGUCUGCAUAGUUAUUUUGAGGUGUGAUAUUAUCAAAACAUUUGAAAAUAUCAGCUAAAAAUGAUCUUAUUUUGGACAAAACGGGCAUGAUUAAGCUAAAUUUGAAAUUUUGAAAAAAUUCUUUUUUGAAUAUGACUGAAAUUUUGAUAGAAGGUGUAGAAAAGAAUAUCAAACAUUUAGAUAUUAGGUUGGUAUCUAGAAAUUUGAAUAAAUUUUGAGAUAUUACCUGAAAACCACCAAAUUUCUAGAUCCAGAAGUGGUCCGCGGCGUGUUCAUGGUCUUAAAAGUCGACACAACUCAAUGCAAAUCUGAAGACGAUUCAUGUCCCAAAAAUCUGGUCGAAGCCUCAAAAGCCCUAAUGAGCGCAAGCACUCAAAAAGCCCUGAAGCCAUUGGGAAUCAGCGUCAAAGAAGCGGAAGGCCCACAUGAGAAGGAACAAUCAUCGAAAACGUUCUGGUUCUCACUGAUUGUUGGUGCUGGUUUACUGUCAUUGUUGAUAAUAAGUGUGCUGAAUGUUGUUACGAACUUCAACAAGAAUCAGAAGGAUCCGUUCACUGGUUUGUUCAAGAAGGGCAGCUUGAUCUAUAAGGCGAAUAGCAAGAGGAAUGCCAAGACUUUUAGUGCUUCUACGUUUAUUCCGCCAUUGGGUAUGUGAUAUUUGGUUUGUAAAAUGAGUUAGAAGGAUUUGGUAUGAUUAAAUGAUUUUUGUUAUUAAUUUUAAUAUUUUUUGGUUGAGGGAAAAACGUGACUCAAAAUUGGUAAUUUCGGUCAAGUGUUUCCCUCAGAGGGAAAUGUCAAAAAUAGAAUAGUAUAAGGUUAGAGAUUUGUUUUUAAUAUGAUUUUGGGCCGUUUUUUAUUUUUUUCGAAAUUUUUAAGUUUUACUUUUUUCAGAAAAACCUCUGAUCCAGCCAACACAACCCUACGACUACCUUCAAAACCCAUCCUACAUGCAAUUCGGCGGUCCAUUUGGCCAUCAAAACUAUGGAAUGCUCCCAACUACCUCACUACUACAAGAAAAAGCCAAAGUCAUCAUGGCGGACGAAACCAAAUUACUGCCGGAGAGAGCCAGUUCAGAAUCCGACAUUCAUUUUUGGGUCCAGAAGACGGGUGUAAUCUCGGAAUUGCCGGAAGGCGCCGAAAUCAACAAACCCGAUCAUGUCUGUCGAACGGCGUUGCAUUGGCUCGUGGAGAUUAAACUGGAAAAUGAAAGUAUUCACGACGUCGAGUUUCUGUAUCACAAAGGCGCGGAUUUGAACGCUGUUGACAUGGGUAAGGGUGGGAAAAUGGUUUUUGGGUAUAAGAGGGUCGUUUUUGUAGGGGUGGUUUGUUCUAAUAAUCAUGGUCAUUUUUCAGCUGGAGAUACGCCCUUGAUGCUGGCAGUGAAAAACUGGAGAAACGCGGUUGUCCUACGCCUUCUAGAGCUCGGUGCCAACCCAACAAUCACAAACUCUCUGGGCCAAAACGCCUUGCAUUUGGCAGUCCAAACCGGCAAUGAGCCGGCUGUCGCUGAACUUUUGAAAUUCCCAACGAUGCAGCUGGAUCAAGGCACGCUGGACGAAGAAGACACGCCUUUAAAGUUGGCAGCAAAGCACGGUGAUGUUUACUACGGAAUCGCGUUGAGAUUGAUCGAAGCCGGUGCUCAAAUCGACGCCACAGGCGAUGCGAACAAGAGCAACGGAUUGAAGCGAACGCCACUACAUGCAGCUACGUUAAGUGCGGCCGAGAAAAUCAUGACGCUGUUGUUGAAGAAUGGAGCUCAAGUCGAUGCGAAGGAUAGUAAUGUAAAUUAAAAUUUGAUUUUUUUGCUUUUUGCUCUGCAAAUGUGGAAAAAUAUGGCUUUUUGAUACAUAAAACACUGUUCCUAAGUGAAUUUUUACGUUUUUUUGUGUCUUAAAAUUUUUUUUGAAUUUUAUAUGUACUUUGUGAGUAUUUUCGUACAAUAUUUUAAGACUUUUUUUAUUUUUUUUUAAAUUUGUCAUCAUGACACAUUUUUUUUGGAAGGGAUGACUUAUUUUUUGAAAUCGUUAAAAAAGUAAAAAUUGUCGUCGUCUACAAUGUAUUUUAUGUAUUUUUUUUGUUUAUACGUAGUUCGUAUGUACAUGUGUCAUCAUGACAAGUUUUUUGGAAAGGAUGACAGAUUUUUUGGAAAAGAUUACAUAAUUUUUAAAAUUUUUGGAAAUUUAGAAUGGCGUUAUUAGCAAUACAUUUUAUGUAUUUUUUCAAUUUCCCAGUUGGGUUUAUAUGUGUCAUCAUGACAAUUUUUUUAAAUUUACUAAUUUUGUUAUUUUCAGCUCCAAACCCCACUUCAUCUGGCCGCCCGAAACAAACACUUGGACUCGUUGAAACUGCUCUUAAAAUGGAAUGCCAAUCGCUCGUUCGAAGACAUUGACGGUAACACCCCUCUGCUGUUGGCCGAGCAACAUCUCUUCGAUAUCGGAGUACGCGAGCUGAUCGGAGCCAGCGCUUCAUCGUCUCCAGAAUCCAUCGAAAGCGAAAAGAAGGCGUCGCCGAUGAAGAAGACCCAGAAACGAAAGGCCACGGCUUUAGAAAGCUCCAAAACGGCACCAGCAGUACCAUCCACAAUGUUGUCGCCGUCGUCCGAGCGCUGCACUCCACCUCAUAAUGGUACCAUUUCUGUGGCGCAACAUGGUGCUAGUCACCCACAGCAUGGUAGUACUCUAUCGCUUCAUGGUACGGCUUUACCACCACAUGGUACGCUAUACCCAACCAUUUUCGGCUUCCCACCAGUCCCUCCAACCCAACAUCAGCUCAUGAAGCUAUCGCCUCAGGACCUACAAAGACCCUACUUUGACUCGUACUCGAGCAAAUGGCUCCAGAGCUGCCCAUCAACGAACUCCUCGAAUUACAGUAGCCAGUCCGACUCCCCAGACAGCUCCCACCAAGCCCCGGUCUUUGAUAUGUUCGUGGAGAAGAAGCAGCCUCAACCCCAAAUCGGUCAUUUUAUGAUCUGA